Spirometra erinaceieuropaei is the source of this 3038-nucleotide messenger RNA. Lineage: Eukaryota; Metazoa; Platyhelminthes; Cestoda; Diphyllobothriidea; Diphyllobothriidae. The record is from the annotation of a GenBank genome assembly.
AUGGAUCUUCGCGUCGACAUCGUCGAGACGAGGCUCUGCCUGGACCAUCGCAGGAGGCCACCAGGUAAGUUCCCCCUCAGGUAAGUGCAUUUGCUCUGUUUCUUCCUUUUGUCUGCUGAAGUUCCUUGUCGAAUGCUGCUCUUGCUGCCUGCCUUCUGUAUGCUAGUCUGUCUGUUAAUAGAUAAACGACACCCUCGAUGCCUGCUGCGAUUGUCUGUCCGUCAGUCUAUGCCACUCUCUACUGACAGUUCGACCAUCGGUUUCGAUGAUGUCCACCGUGUGCCCCACAGACUGCAUUGUGGGAGCAGGGACGGUGACUUACGCAGGGGUUUAUAGUGCCAGUAGACUUGCGUAGCAUCUACCUACACACUCUCCUCGUCCCCCGCCUGAGCCCGGUGUCAAGACCAAGUCAAGAAGACCGGAGACGAGAGAGGCCGCAGGUGGAUGGCUCGGACGGAUCCUCACCUUGGCGUUCCACCACACCCCCUGGCCCACACAACAAAUAACCAGGAUUUCAACCAACACAAGAGAGAUUUGGAGGCUGGCACGGCCGAAGCCGCACCUGGGCGUGCCGCCAACGCCCGGCUCGGAUCCCACACUGUGAUGGGGGUGCCAUAAAGGCCACAUUAAAAAGGAGUCAUUGCAGCCUGACUCUCAGACCGCCUCCGGUCAAGGAGGAGGUCCAAGAUACCCCGUCAGUUGGCAACCUUCCAAGCCACGGCUUUUAGCGCACCGUGAUAGCUUCAAGCGCGUCAGAUUGUUUAUAGUGAGGAGAAAGUGCGCUGAGUCGUCAACCUCACUCUCCCUUCCCACUCCCACACGCCAGCCGCUGUCCGAGCCGGUCAGCAGACUGGAGUGGGGAAUGGGCGCGGUGGCUGUCAUGGUCGACUGACCAUGACUGCGCGCGCCACGGCACGACCUGGCCCCCCAUACACACAAACACCAGGAUUUCACACAACGGGGGUUGAACGGCGUGUCUCUCACUUGCGUGAGAGUGCCGUGGAAGGUGCUGUUGCAGCCCGUCCCCAGCCCACCAGUCCGCCACUACACACAACACACAACGUGACGAACUGCGUGAACCGAGAGCAGGCCUCAAUCAGCAACCUUCCUAUCCACGACGCAUGACGUGUCGGGAUAGUCUCGGACACAAGUCACCUGUGCAGCCGAAGCCGCAUGGGGACCGAGUCGAGAUGCACACUUCCCACUUGCGUGGGAGGCGGCAGUUGAGUGCAUGAGGUGUGUGGGGGUUGAUGUCUGGUGGGGUGAUGGUGUUAGGAGGUAGGGAGUGAGGGAAUGUGUGGUGUGACCGGCGGUUGUCUACCGCAGGUCGUCGUGGAUGCGCAUGUGGCCGAAUAGACCCAUGCGAUGCGUGAAGGUGCGAGGGCAGUGUGGGCAGUGGAGGCGAGUGCGGUGGGUGUAGGUUGGUGCUCCAGGCACUGGUUCGCCAGUCUCUGUGCGAUGGAUUCGCAAGUGACCGACCAGGCCAGCUAGGUGUUACGGUGCUUGACUUUGUGUGGUGCCCUCACUUUGUCUCUGACUGAUGACUGUGUCCGCUUGUCCACUCUAGUUCUAAGUCCCAUAGCGUUAGGUAGUGUGUAUGCUCUCUCCUACUUCACUCCAUCACAUCAUCACCACCACCACCAAGGUCCCAGGCCAAUUCGGGUCGUUCUCUCACUAACCAAAAAGUCGUGGCCCAUAGUGGAGUCCGGCAGCCGUCUGGGAUAACCGGGCAACCCUGUUCAGGGAUGCGUUGCGUGCCCCCGCGAGGGGGAGGGGGCUAGAAAAGGUGCCCUAAAGGUCGCUGGGAACCACGCUGUCUGUAGGCUGGCCGUGGUUGCAGACAAAAAACACACGGUCGAAACAGCCAAAACCGAAACUACAACAAUAACAAUCACUCUCUUCCUCUUCCAGCCUAUUCUUCUUCUUCUUCUUAUUCUUAUUCUUCUUCUUCUCCUACUCCUACUUUUCGCCGCUGCAGUCGCCAGACUGGCAGGGUGAGCCCGCUUACUCUGGCAGCCUGGAAUGUUCGUUCCCUUUUAGACAGUCCGAGGAGCAACCGACCGGAACGGAGGACGGCGCUAGUGGCACGAGAACUGGCGCGCUACAAAGUGGACAUCGCCGCACUCAGCGAGACCCGAUUCUCCGAACAAGGCCAACUGGAGGAGGUGGGUGCCGGCUACACCUUCUUCUGGAGUGGUCGACCCAGGGCAGAGCGACGUGACGCGGGUGUCGUCUUUGCCAUCCGGACCGACAUCGUGGGACGACUGCCCUGUCUACCGCAGGGAAUCAGCGAUCGCCUGAUGAACCUCCGCCUGCCUCUCCGGCGAGGAGGCAAAUUCGCCACCAUCAUCAGCGCCUACGCUCCGCCGAUGAGCAGCCCCGACGCCGCCGCAAGAGACAAGUUCUACGAGGACCUGCACGUCCUCUUGGCGACUGUGUCGAAGGCGGACAAGUUGAUUGUCCUUGGCGACUUCAACGCCCGCGUCAGCACAGACCAUACUGCCUGGAGAGGAGUGCUGGGCCCCCACGGUCUCCGCGGCUCCAACGACAAUGGUCUGCUGCUCCUCCGCACCUGCGCAGAACACCGCCUCAUCCUGACGAACACGCUCUUCUGUCUGCCGGAGCGAGAGAAGGCCACCUGGAGGCAUCCUCGGUCGCGUCAGUGGCACCUACUGGACUAUGUCCUCGUCCGGAGGCGAGAUCAGCGGGACGUGCUGGUGACGAAGGCGAUCGCGGGUGCUGACGGGUGGACCGACCAUCGCCUCGUCAUCUCGAAGAUGCGUAUUCGCCUACAGCCUCGCAGGAGACCCCAAGGUAGGCGACCCCCAGGUAAGCUGAAUAUUGCUUUGUUGUCUUUGCCCGCUCAUCAUCUUCAUUUCAGCAACGAGCUAGCUCAACGGCUAGACAACCUCCCCAUCGCCGAUGCCGCCGCUGCCAAGAAGGCCUCCGUGGAGAACCGCUGGUGUCAACCGCGAGACACGGUCCAGUCGACGGCGCUCGCCGUCCUCGGUCGCGCUCCCCGCCAACACCAGGACUGA